AUGAGCCAGAUGACACGGGGAGCAACGUGCCUGCCCUGUGAGCUGCUGCAUGGAGGCCACCACCCUGUGCGGGAAGGAGAGGUGUUCAACACGCGAUACCAGGCUCUGCACCAGCUGGGCAGCGGCGCCUUUGGCACGGUCUGGCUGUGCCAGGACAUGAGGAGGAAGAGCCAGGUAGCUGUGAAGGUCCUGAAAAGCAGGGAGAGCUUUGCUGAGGCUGCCCAGGAUGAAGUCGCCCUCCUCCGUUGCGUGAGCAGUAUGAAGAAGAAGGACCGGGCAGGAGAAAACAUCAUCUGUUUGUUAGAUGACUUCAGAAUGAUUGGAGAGAAUGGCUUCCAUGUGUGCUUGGUAUUCGAGGUGCUGGGUCCCUCCCUACGAUGUCUGAUGGGAAACCACACAGCCCAGGGACUGCCUUUGCCUUUUGUGAAAAAGUGUUUACAGCAGGUGCUGGCAGGGCUGCAAUUCCUGCACCAGUGCUGCCGCAUCAUCCACGCUGACAUCAAGCCUGAGAACAUCUUACUGUAUGGACCCAACAAAAACCUCCAGAAUCUUCUGCCCAGUGCAGUCAACUGCGGCCAGAGAACAGAGUUGAGGCUAAAUGGACCAGAUGGUGAUCUUGACAAUCGAUUGGAAGAAUCUGAUUUAAUGAGCAUUGAAGUGAAAAUUGCUGAUCUGGGCAGCGCGUGCUGGACAUACAAGCCUUUUUCCAAGGAGAUACAGACCCAGCCAUACCGUGCCCUGGAAGUGCUUCUUGGAUUAGACUAUGGCACUCCUGCAGAUAUCUGGAGCACAGGCUGCCUGGCAUUUGAAAUGGCAACUGGGGAGUAUCUAUUUGAUCCUCAACCUGGGAAAUAUUUCUCCAGAGAUGAUGAUCACGUUGCUCGUAUUAUUGAACUCCUGGGAAGAAUUCCUCCUCAAACUGCUUUCUCCUGGAACAAGUCAACAAAAUAUUUCAGCAGGCCAGGUGCUCUUCUGCGGCUCUCCAGGCUUUCCCCCCGCAGUCUCUACAGCAUCCUGCUGGACAGACACAAGUGGACACAACAGGAGGUGGCUCCCUUCGCCAGCUUCCUCCUGCCCGCGCUGCAGUACACGCCUGAGCGCCGCGCCACAGCGGCCCAAUGCCUGCAGCACGCCUGGCUGAGCGCCCCGUGA
This is a messenger RNA of Calypte anna (Anna's hummingbird), 1152 nucleotides long. RefSeq names its product SRSF protein kinase 3. Bases 1 to 1152 code for a protein of 383 amino acids. The transcript has 11 exons. The record is from RefSeq and is a predicted model, not a curated record. Gene Ontology annotation, molecular function: ATP binding; protein kinase activity. NCBI's taxonomy places the organism in Eukaryota, Metazoa, Chordata, Aves, Apodiformes, Trochilidae. Gene Ontology annotation, biological process: spliceosomal complex assembly; regulation of mRNA processing; protein phosphorylation.